UCCUCAUAUAAUUCUAGGAUCCGCGACCAUCCUAACCACUUCCACAAACAACCUGAUCCGGUCCUGUUCGGCGGCGAUACGAGAUCAAAUCUCAAUGUAAUUAAUGUUGUAAACAAAAUAUUUAUUAUUCGGUCAGUGAAAAUGCGUGGUUUAAAGCUGUUGUUCUGUUUUGUGUUCGUCGUUGGUGCGAGUGGCGAGGCGAAGCAGGAAGGUUCUUUAAUAAGUCAAUUGCCGAAGAACGACACUGAAGAUGCAUCAGAAUCGACCACAAUAUCAUGGGCUCCCCAUCUACGAUUCCACAUGCCCUGUGAGACACCUAAUGGAGAUGUUGGAAUAUGCAUUGAAAUAAAAAAAUGCAAGGUACUUAUGCAAGUACUCUUCAAAGCCGGCUCAAAAAAAUUUUUAUUAGAGUCUAAAUGUAAUUCUCCCAGCACGUCCUCAGGACCAUCAGUAUGCUGUGGAAAAUACGGACAUUUUGUGAAGGAUAAAAGUAAGCUGUCUCAAACUGAAGCCCCAUUACCUGUUCCGGAAUCAGAAAUAGGAUAUAGAGAUAAUAGUUUCUCAACAAAUUACACCGAACGUCACACCGAUGCCGAAGUAUUAGAAGAUGCCACAAAUCCGCUUCCCAAAAAAUGCGGUAUUCAAAUGCCUCUAGUGUCAUCAAGGAUAAUGGGAGGUACGGUUGCGGGAAUUGGAGAAUUCCCAUGGUUGGCAAGAUUGAUACAUGUCAAUCAUAAUGGGUACAGAACGUACGGCUGCUCUGGUUAUUUAAUCUCGCCCAGUUUUGUUUUGACUGCAGCUCACUGUAUUAUUUCUCCCACCAACUCGGUCAAAGGCAACAUUUCCUCUGUCAUAUUCGGGGAACAUAAUACCAAAACAGAAGUGGACUGUUUAAAAAGUAAUCCAAAAUUAUGUGCUCCUCCGCCGGUUGAAAUUCGAGUUAAAUCCUUAGUGUUUCAUCCAGAGUUUACACUUGGAGACAAUUCAUAUCCCAAUGAUAUUGGAAUAAUUUAUUUAAAGAAUCCUGUUACAUUUACAGAUUUUAUACAGCCGAUCUGCUUGUUAGACAAACCGAAUUACAUUGUAUAUCAGUAUCAACUAAGUGGAUGGGGUAAAACGGAUGCUGCCGAAAUAUCCAAUGUAAAGAUGAAAGUGGACGUGCCCAGCUAUGACCAUCAAUCGUGCAGAGAAAAGUUUCAGGCUCUAGAAUUAACUGUCACAGAUAAACAAAUUUGCGCCGGAGGUGUUAAAGGCAAAGACAGUUGUACAGGAGACUCUGGUGGACCGUUAAUGAUGACACCGAAUGGAACAGUAUGGUACGCAGCAGGACUCGUUAGUUAUGGACUAGGAUGUGCCAGGGAAGGAUGGCCUGGAGUUUAUACCAGCAUUCCCCAUUAUGUACCCUGGAUCAAGAGCGAAAUCAGAAAAAUGGUGCAAAGUAAAUCAUCAAGGAAGGCUCGAUGAUUUAUUUUGAUACAAUAAACAUAAAUAAAAGACAUUAAUAAAUGUUUAGUUUAAAGAACUAAAUAUUUAUUCAGAAAAAAGCGUAAAGUUUUUAGUUUAUGUAUGUAUAUAAUUAUUACAAUAUCAUGUAUUAUUUAUACAAAUUGUACACAUACAUUAAGGAAAAUAUAUGUAUAUAAUGUUA
This is a messenger RNA of Aethina tumida (small hive beetle), 1648 nucleotides long. RefSeq names its product CLIP domain-containing serine protease B9. The record is from RefSeq and is a predicted model, not a curated record. NCBI's taxonomy places the organism in Eukaryota, Metazoa, Arthropoda, Insecta, Coleoptera, Nitidulidae. The coding region runs from base 142 to 1464 and encodes 440 amino acids. Gene Ontology annotation, biological process: proteolysis. Gene Ontology annotation, molecular function: serine-type endopeptidase activity. The transcript is spliced from 8 exons.